GUUGUGGCUUAGAUUUCGUGGGGGGAUUUACAGGAGAAACCAUCGGAAAUUCUGACUCUAAUCGGGAUUUGAAGGCCAUCCUCGAGAAGGUUUUACCGUUGAGAGAACCGCGAAGAUGAGGUGGCUGGCAGUCCUGGCAGUGGCGAGUGCGGUGGCCCUCUGCGGGUGCCAUGUGCUGAGUGCCGAUGACCAAGGGGAGCUGUGGGCGGUGCUGGUGGCAGGCUCCGCGUCGUGGAUGAAUUACCGCCACCAGGCGGACGUGUGUCACGCCUACCAGAUCCUCCACCAGCACGGCGUCCCGGACGACCACAUCAUCGUCAUGAUGGCGGACGACAUCGCCAACAGCAGGGAGAACCCGACGCCCGGCGUGAUCAUCAACCGCCCCGACGGACCCAACGUGUACAAGGGCGUCCCUAAGGAUUACACCGGCAUGGAUGUCACUCCCGAGAACUUCCUGAAGGUCCUUAGUGGCGACGCUGCAGGACUCCAGGGCGUCGGGUCCGGGAAGGUCCUCAAGAGCGGCCCCAACGACCGCGUGUUCAUCAACCUGGUGGACCACGGGGCGCCCGGCAUCUUUGGGUUCCCGCGCAGCUUCCUCCACGCCCGGAACUUCUCGGAUGCCAUCCUGGACAUGAGUCGCAACAAGCAGUACAAGGAGAUGGUGAUUUAUCUCGAGUCAUGUGAGUCUGGCUCGAUGUUCCAGAAUCUUCUUCCUGAUGACAUUAACGUGUAUGCCUUGUCGGCCGCCAAUGCGACGCAACCGUCCUACGCCUGCUACAUGGACGAGCACCUCCACACCUUCCUCGGGGACGUCUUCAGCGUCAAGUGGAUGGAGGACACGGACAGGGAGGACAUCACGAAGGAGAGUCUGGACAAGCAGUUCCAUCUAGUGAGGAAAGAAGUCAACGUCUCUCACGUGCUGCAGUGGGGGGACAAGGCUAUAGGCAAGGAAAUGGCUUCAAACUUCCUCGGCAGCAAGGAGUCGGAGCUGAGUGACUUCGGGCCUUUCCCGCCCUUCAACGAUCCGUGUUUGAAAACGUCGGUCGACAGCACCAACGUAUCCGUCGCCAUCAUCCAGGGGCGCAUGGCCUCCGCCCAGAACGAGACUGAGGCCACUUAUUGGGCGCAACAAAUGGUCCAGCUCCAGCAGAAUCGCACGUGGGUGACGGAGACCAUGUACCGGGUGGCGCUGAGCGUGACGGGGAACGAGGACGCGGCGAACCGCAUGAUGAGCGACCGCCGUCACACCGUCACUCGCUGGCUGUGUUACGAAGAGUCCGUCGAGGCUUUCCACCGGCACUGCUUUAACCUGGGAGAGAAUCCGUAUGCGCUGCGUGUCCUCCAGCCUGCGAUGAGCCUGUGCGAACACGGGUACACGGCGCCGAGUUCGCCAGCGCCGCCCGGGCCGUUUGCACUCACGCCCCCAUCACGGGCAUCGUCUGAGCCUGUCGGUCAUAGGCUGACAGAGGACGCUGAACGACUGCAGUUAACGGCUUGAAUGUAAAAUCUAAUAAAGCAUUUCUUUAAAAAAUCAUUGUUUCGCAACAGAAUCGAAAUGUAGCAGUCAAAAUAUGAGGAACCGCCCAAUAUCAUCACAAUUACGUGUGUGUGGUGUGUGUGUGUGUGUGUGUGUUGUGUGUGUGUGUGUGUGUGUGUGUGGUGUGUGUGUGUGUGGUGUGGUGUGUGUGUGUGUGUGCGACUACUGUAUGAUCAUGAUAUGUACACAUUCUCCUCUUUCUUGGUCUCCUGACGAAUUGUCUACAAUAAAGCCUUAAAGAUUUG
This is a messenger RNA of Penaeus vannamei (Pacific white shrimp), 1782 nucleotides long. Its product is annotated as legumain. Gene Ontology annotation, molecular function: cysteine-type endopeptidase activity. Lineage: Eukaryota; Metazoa; Arthropoda; Malacostraca; Decapoda; Penaeidae. The record is from RefSeq and is a predicted model, not a curated record. Gene Ontology annotation, biological process: vacuolar protein processing.